Molecule: messenger RNA, 1578 nt
Organism: Stegodyphus dumicola
Lineage: Eukaryota; Metazoa; Arthropoda; Arachnida; Araneae; Eresidae
Product: centrosomal AT-AC splicing factor-like
Source: RefSeq, a predicted model, not a curated record
UUGUUAUCGAAUUGUGUGGUGCAAAAUUUCUUUAUUUUGAAAAAAACUUUUCUCUGUCUGAUUGUCGUUGGAAUUGAUAAUUUUUUUUGACUCAAUAAUUGAUACUUAUUGGCCGAAGUUGUUUUUUCGCUUAGUAUUUUCCCCAGUUUUUCUGUAAUAUAUUGUGUUUGCCCUAUAAAUGGAGAAGUUUACCGAACAUCGUAGGUCGGAAGUUAUGCCUUAUCGUUAUUGUGGAUUCUGUUUAAAUGGCAAAAAUAUUUUAAACAGUGGACAUCGCAGAUCUAAGGAUCAUCAGAAAAAGUUGAAACAAGGCUUUCUUAUGUUUCGUCGUCAGAUUAGAAAUUUGAAAUCAGAGCCAGUGAAGGUUCAUGAUGAACAGUGGGAGAAAAGAAAUGAAUUUGAACGUUGCAAUUUUUGUCAAUGCAAAGUGCUAAAGCAUCAGGCUCAUGAAACAUUCAUUAUUGAGUCGUUGAACUUUCUUUCACACCUUGCUGGAAAUCAGCAUGCAAUUGCAGUAAAAAAAUUUCUAAAGGAUAAUAUGAGGAAAGAAAAUUUUGUAGAAUUUUGCAUCAAGAAGGAAGAAUUAAAUAGCUUUAUGGACAAAAUUCCUGCUGCGGAAUCUGAUUACUUGAAAAAAAUGGAUAAUUUGCACAAAAAGCAUGUUAGACAAAUAAAAGAAGCAGAAAUGAAAAGACAGAAACUCAUGGAAGAGUCUGUCCAGACUUCUGUGCUUGGAGAUAAAUGCCUAACUGAGGAAGAUAAUAGUCAGAUUCCCUUGACAAAAUGUUCAGGUAUUUUAAAGCCAAAUAAAAACACUGAACAUGCAAUAGACAAAAUUCCACCUUGGCUACAGGGGAGACCUGAUACCGAAGAAAUGCCAUCGUGUUCAACUGUUAUUGGACCCACAAUGGAUACUUACUUGAAACAUGUUUCAGAUCAAAAGAAGAAAACGUUACCUGCAAAUCGCAUUGGAGCAAAAUUCAAGCAUGAUGUCAAAAGGUCUUCCAGGUGGUUACCUUUUUUUGGUGGCGUUUGGAACCAAGGAAGGCAUAACCGAUAUAAGAAACAUAAUCAAUAACAGUUGCAUCUUUUUGAAGAGGUGUUUUGUAGGUAUGAUGAAUUAUUUUGUACUGUAUAGGACUAAUAUUGUAAAUGUAUAGAGUUAUGGACCACGAAGCAGAGAGAAGAGAAACUGAAAUUGCAGGCUGAUUUUAUUCUCAUCUUCCAUUUGUAAAUAGCCCAUGAAAGAUCAUUAUUAUGUAUUAAAAUUGAAAGCUUUUAUGUAGAGUAUAAGAAAUUAAAUUUUAUGAUUAUUUUAUGUCCACUGCGAAAAAAAAAGGGAGGACAGUUCUAUAUCUCCCGUUCUACUAGGCCGAUGACAGAAUUCAGAUUGCGUUUUCCAUGUCUUGAGAGUGCGACUUAAUUAAAGUGUGACGUCACUGAGCGCAGUGAACUGGAAAUUGAUCUGUCAGCACUAUACUUAUCUUCAAGGCAGAUGUUUUUAUUUUAUUCGGCUAAUAAUUCCUUACUUAAUGUAGUAUUUCAUCUCGAUGUACUCCCUCUUUGAUAUGAUUUAAA